CUAGUCGUAAUCACGCCGCCAGCAGGCACGCACAUGCCGCUUGCGGAAACCAGACGCCCACUCCUCGCCCGCGGUGCGGUUGAUCCGCCAACACCGGGCGCCCGCCCCUUCCGCUCCCGGCCUCCGGUUCCCGAACCCCCAGUACUCCUCCCUCCUCUCCGCUCGCCACACCCACCGCUCCUCCCCUCCACGCCUCCCACGCUCCCUCCCUCAAGCCUCGCCUUCGCAUCCCCGCAAGGAAUAUACCUUCCGUGGCGUCCCCUGCUUCCUCCCCAUCCUGUAUUAGUGCGUCCCUGCCGCUCAGGCUCAGUUUGCCGGUCUCCCUGCGCUCUCUCGCCGUCGGUUUGGAUCUUGGUCGCCUCGGCGGGUUCGCAGGAUAUAGUCAACGAGCAUAGAGUUCAUGUUGCCUGAUUACCUUAGUUGGUGCUAUGCGAUUUAAGGUGCUGUCCAAACCAUUCUGGAUAAAUUAGGUUGCAGGAGGACUUUAAAAACUAGCUGCCCAUUGAAAUUCAAAAUUUUCUCUUGCGUUCUAGUGAACUCACUUCGGGAGCUUGUUUGCGCUAUGUCUUACACGAACUGUUUGAAGAAACAUCCCUAUAGAAUUGUCUUUCCAUAUGCCAACUCCAUCCUCAGAGCUUCUUUAGAGAAAGGCUCCCCACAAAAGUCACUAAAGGACUAUAGAACUUUGCUCCAUUUCACUGCUUUCUGCCCUGAUUACAGAACUUAUGCUCUUCUUCUCAGAGCUUGUGCAAGAUACUCAGACCUCUAUGCUGCCAUGGAAAUCCAUUGCCAUCUUACUAAAGUUGGGUUGCUGUCUAAUCAACAUGUAACACCUCAUCUGCUCAAGUUAUAUAUUGCUCAUGAUCGCAUGUUGGAAGCACGCGAACUAUUUUGGUCAGUGCUGGAGUGGAGUACUGAUCCCUUCCAUGGCAACUUGAUGCUUAUGGGAUUCCUGAAGAGUGGACAGCUAGAUAAGGCAUAUCAGAUUUUCAAGAGGAUGCCUGUCAAGGAUUUAGUCUCAUGGAAUUCAAUGAUUGCAGGUGCAGUAAGAAGCUCACACAUGAAAGACGCAAUGAAUCUUUUUAGCAGGCUGGUCAGUUCAGGUCUUGUGCCUGAUGGCUUCUCAUUCUCCUCAGUUCUGUCAGCAUGUGCUCGUGCUGGUGCUCGGCGAUAUGGGGUGUGGGUGCAUCAACUGAUGAUAGAAUUGGGGGUGGAAAUGAAUCAUAUCAUUAGCUCAGCACUUGUUGACAUGUAUGCCAAAUGUGGAAGAAUUGAAGUGGCAACUGAGAUAUUCAAUACAGUCAAGAGAAACCAUAUUUCUGUGUGGAAUACAAUGAUUAGUGGCCUGGCAGCACAUGGUCUUGGGUCCGACGUAGUGAUUUUGUUCCGCAAGAUGAAAAGUGAAGAAGUGGUUCCUGACGGGGUUACAUUUGUUGCACUCUUGACAGCAUGCAGCCACUGUGGCAUGGUUGAAGAGGCUCGCCAAUACUUCAAAUCAAUGACUACAGAGUAUUCUAUCACACCAGAGGUUGAACACUAUGGUGCAUUAGUGGAUGCAUUGUCACGAGCUGGAUUACUGGAUGAAGCAUACAACUUGGUAAGGGCAAUGAAUGUAAAGCCUGAUGCUGUGAUAUGGAGGGCUUUACUUAGCGCAUGUCGCAGGUAUCGCCAAACCAAACUAGUUGAGGUCACUGUUGAGCAUAUGGCAUUCUAUAGCAGUGGGGAUUAUACCCUUCUUUCAACCAUCUACUCGUCAGCAAAUAGAUGGAAUGAUUCAGAGGAACUAUGGAAACAGAGGAAACAAAAGAAAAUUAGGAAGAGCAAAGGAUUGAGUUGGGUUGAGUUAGGGGGAAGCACACAUGAAUUCAAAGCCGGUGAUCGAUCUCAUCCUGAUAGUGAGGAUAUAUACCAAGUGCUGCAUGGUUUAUCUAAAAGGGCCAAAGUUGAAGGUUAUGCUCCAUUGACUGAACUAGUAACAAAAGAUGUCUCAGAGGAGGAAAGAGAAGAAAACCUUACCUUCCACAGCGAGAAGUUGGCAGUGGCUUAUAGUGUCCUUAAGACUGGUCCAGGGACAGAGAUAAUGGUGUCAAAGAAUCUGCAGACUUGCAGUGACUGUCAUGAAUGGAUGAAGAUAAUCUCAAAGGUACUUUGCCGUGUUAUAAUUAUGAGAGAUAGAAUUCGAUUUCACCGGUUUGAAAGCGGAUGCUGCUCCUGCAAGGAUUAUUGGUGACCUUUUUUCGGAGCAAUAGAGAUGUGAUCUAGUUAAUACUAAAUGAGCCUACAAUGAUCCAAUCACUUUCAUCACAUCAAAGCUUUGGUGCUAUUGCUGCAUAGCAAUGAUAAAAUCAAGAUUUGGUUACCAGUUUAGCUGUUCGGCACAUCUUCAAAGGGCUUGACGACAGACACAUGCAUAUUGUACACUCCUACAAUGCAUUGAAAUGAAGCAAUGCAAGUGAUUAGUUAGAUCAAGAUCAAAAUCUUCUCUGCUUG
This is a messenger RNA of Panicum virgatum (switchgrass), 2490 nucleotides long. RefSeq names its product pentatricopeptide repeat-containing protein At5g50990-like. Lineage: Eukaryota; Viridiplantae; Streptophyta; Magnoliopsida; Poales; Poaceae. Gene Ontology annotation, biological process: RNA modification. The record is from RefSeq and is a predicted model, not a curated record. The transcript has 2 exons. The coding region runs from base 563 to 2230 and encodes 555 amino acids. Gene Ontology annotation, molecular function: zinc ion binding; RNA binding; protein binding.